Molecule: messenger RNA, 4806 nt
Organism: Mus musculus (house mouse)
Lineage: Eukaryota; Metazoa; Chordata; Mammalia; Rodentia; Muridae
Gene: Zfp729b
Product: zinc finger protein 729b
Exons: 4
Coding region: 71-3238 (1055 amino acids)
Biological process (GO): regulation of DNA-templated transcription
Cellular component (GO): nucleus
Source: RefSeq, marked validated
CUUAUUCUUCAAACUUCACUCCUCAAAUGUGUGCAGUUGUCCUCCUCAGCGCUGCAUCUGGAUUUCUGACAUGGAGGUUAGUGCAGGGAGCAGCGCCAUCUUUCAGGAAAUGCUGUCAUUCAAGGAUGUGGCCAUUGAUUUCUCUGCAGAGGAGAGGGAAUGCCUUGAUCCUGCUCAGUGGAAACUGUACAGGAAUGUGAUGUUGGAGAAUUAUGACAAUCUUGUGUUCCUGGGUCUUACUUCGUCUAAGCCAUAUCUGGUCACAUGUCUGGAGCAAAUACAAGAGCCUUCAGAUGUGAAAAGAGGAGCAGCUACCUCUAUGCUCCCAGAAUGCAGAGAAUAUGGAAAAGUUUUUGAGUGGUCCAAAGUGUUUCAAAAUCACCAGAUAAUUGACUUAGAAGUGAAGCCCUACAGGAGUGAAGAACGUGCCAAGUCCUUCCAUAUUCCAUCAUUAAGUUCUGAAGAGAGCACAAUUCAUGCAGGAGAAAAACCUUACAAAUGUGAAGUUUGUGGCAAGGCCUUCUGCAUUCCAUUAUUACUUUCUAAACACAAGAUAAUUCAUAAAGGAGAGAAUCUCUACAAGUGUGAAGUGUGUGGCAAGGCCUUCCAACAUCCAUCAAGACUUUCCAGACAUAAGAAGAUUCAUUCAGAAGAGAAACCAUACAAGUGUGAAGUAUGUGGAAAAGCCUUCCACUUUCCAUCAUUACUUUUGGUACACAAGAGAGUUCAUACAGGAGAAAAACCAUACAAGUGUGAAGUAUGUGGCAAGGCCUUUCAUUAUCCAUCAAUACUCUCUAAACACAAGCGAAUUCAUACAGGAGAGAAACCAUACAAGUGUGAAGAAUGUGGCAAGGCCUUCCACAUUUCAUCAUUUCUUUCUAAACACAAAAUAAUUCAUAGAGGAGAAAAACCCUACAAGUGUGAGGUAUGUGGCAAGGCCUUCCAUUAUCCAUCAAGACUUUCCAACCAUAAGAAAAUCCAUUCAGUAGAGAAACCAUACAAGUGUGAAAUAUGUGGGAAGGCCUUCCGCAUUUUAUCACUCCUUUCUAAGCACAAGAUAAUUCAUACAGAAGAGAAUCCUUACAAGUGUGAAGUAUGUGGCAAGGCUUUCGAUUAUCCCUCAAGACUUUCUACCCAUGCAAAAAUGCAUACAGGAGAGAAACCAUACAAGUGUGAAGUAUGUGAAAAGGCUUUCCGUUCUCUGUCAUCACUUUCUAAACACAGGAGAAUUCAUAUGGGAGAUAAUUAUUAUAACAGUGAAUUAUGUAGCAAUGCCUUCGUUUAUCCUUCAAGACUUUCUAAACAUAAGAAAAUUUGUAGAGGAGAGAAGCCCUACAAAUGUGAAGUAUGUGGCAAGGCCUUCCAUGUUUCAUCACUGCUUUCUAAACACAGGACAAUUCAUACAGGAGAAAAACUCUAUAAGUGUGAAGUAUGUGGGAAGGCCUUCUAUUAUCCAUCAAGACUUUCCACGCAUAAGAGAAUUCAUACAGGAGAAAAGCCAUACAAGUGUGAAGUAUGUGGAAAGGCGUUCUGUUUUCCACCAUCACUAUCUAAACACAAGAGAAUUCACACAGGAGAGAAACCAUACAAGUGUAAAGAAUGUGGGAAGGCCUUCCGAUUUCCAUCAUCACUAUCUGCACACAAGAAAAUUCAUACGGGAGAAAAACCCUACAAGUGUGAAGUUUGUGGCAAGGCCUUCCAUUAUCCAUCAUUACUUUCUAAACACAAGAUAAUUCAUACAGGAGAAAAACCCUAUAAGUGUGACAUAUGUGACCAGGCAUUUCAUGUUCCAUCAAAACUUUCUCAUCACAAGAUAAUUCAUACAGGAGAAAAACCCUACAAGUGUGAAGUAUGUGGCAAGGCCUUCCAUUAUUCAUCACUACUUUCUAAACACAAGAUUAUUCAUACAGGAAAAAAACCCUACAAGUGUGAAGUGUGUGACAAGGCCUUCCAUUAUCCAUCAAGACUUUUUAGCCAUACAAAAAUGCAUACUGGAGAGAAACCAUACAAGUGUGAAGUGUGUGGAAAGGCCUUCUGUUCUCCAUCAUCACUUUCUAAACACAAGAGAAUUCAUAAAGUUGAAAAAGCCUACAGUUGUGAGAUUUGUGGAAAAACCUUCUGCAUUCCAUUAUUACUUUCUAAACACAAGAUAAUUCAUACAGGUGAGAAUCACUAUAACAGUGAGGUAUGUAGCAAGUUCUUUGUUUAUCCUUCAAGACUUCCUAAACAUAAGAAAAUUUAUAAAAGAGAGAAACCAUACAAUUGUGAUGUAUGUGGGAAGGCCUUCGAUUAUCCAUCAAGACUUUCUAAACAUAAGAAAAUUCAUACAAGAGAGAAACCGUACAAGUGUGAUGUAUGUGGAAAGGCCUUCCACAUUGCAUCAUUACUAUUAGUACACAAGGGAAUUCAUACUGGAGAAAAACCCUACAAGUGUGAAGAUUGUGGGAAGGCUUUCUAUUAUCCAUCAUUUCUUUCUAAACACAAGAGAAUUCAUACAGGAGAAAAACCGUACCAGUGUGAAGUGUGUGGCAAGGCCUUCCAUGUUUCAUCAUCACUAUCUAAACACAGGAUAAUUCAUACAGGAGAGAGACCAUACAAGUGUGAAGUGUGUGGGAAGGCCUUCCGCUUUUCAUCAUCACUAUCUAAACACAAGAGAAUUCAUACAGGAAAGAAACCCUACAAGUGUGAAGAAUGUGGCAAGGCCUUCCAUUUUCCAUCAUUGCUUUCUAAACACAAGAUAAGUCAUACUAGAGAAAAAUUCUACAAUUGUGACUUAUGUAGCAAGACCUUCCAUUAUCCAUCAUUACUUUCUAAACACAAGAUGAUUCAUAUGGAAGGAAAACCCCACAAGUGUGAUGUAUGUGGUAAGGCCUUCCAUUAUCCUUCAAAACUUUCCAAUCAUAAGAAAAUUCACACAGGAGAGAAACCCUACAAGUGUGAAGUAUGUGGAAAUGUCUUCCGUUUUCCAUCGUCACUUUCUGAACACAAGAAAACUCAUACUGGAGAGAAUCCAUACAAGUGUGAAGUAUGUGGCAAGGCCUUCUGUUCUGCAUCAUUACUUUCUAAACACAAGAUAAUUCAUAUAGGAAAGAAGCCCUACAAAUGUGAAGUGUGUGGCAAGGCCUUCCAUUAUCCGUCACGACUUUCCAAGCAUAAGGCAAUUCAUGGUGCUGGAGAGAUGUCUAGAGUUGAGGGCACUGGAUGCCCUUCCAGAGGUCCUGAGUUUAAUUCCCAGUAACUACAUGGUGGCUCACAACCAUCCGAUGCCCUCUUCUGGUAUGCAGAUGUACAUGCAGAUAGAGAUGUCAUAUACAUAAAAUAAACAAAUCUUUAAAAAAUAUUGAUGGUAUAUUGCUUGGUACCAAAAGAAAAGAAAAAAUGAAAUUCACACAGGAGAGAAACAGUAGUAGUCUGAAGUAUGUAGACGGGCCUCAAAUUUCAUCAUCACUUUUGGUACAGAAGAAAAUUCAUACAGGAGAAAAUCCCUACAAGUGUGUAGUGUGUGGCAAGGAUUUCCAUUGUCCAACAUUACUUUCUAAAUACAGGAGAAGUCACUCAGGAAAACAAAAAAACAAACCUACAAGUAUAAAGUAUGUAUCCUGGCCUUCUGUGCUCAACAAAAACAUUAGGGAUCAUGAAAGAAUCCAUUCUGCAGAUAAACCAUACAACUCUAAAGAAUGUAGCAAAUACUUCAGAAGUUCCAUAGCAUAUGCUGAGCACAGGAUAAUUCCUACUGUACAGAAAUAUUACAAUUGUGGAGAAUGUGGCAAAAACUAUUACUUGUCUUCUGGUCUUAAGCAACAUUCAGGAAUUCAUCUGUUAGAGAAACCACACAAGUGUGAAGAAUGUUCCAAGGUCUUUUGUACUUACUAAGAACUGUAAAACACCUCAGUUCAUACAAGACUGAAAUGCCUCAUGUGAAAAAUGUUGCAAACCCUUUAAUAGACUUUCUUGUAUGUCUCAACACAAGGUACUCCAAGCUGGAGUGAAAUAGUACAAAUGUUAAAAAUAUUCACAGUACAUUAACACUUCUUCAGACACUAAGUUAUCGAAAGCUUUCUGCUGAAUGGAAACUAUGUAAGAUUGAGAAAUGUGGUAAAUAAAGCCUUUGGAAUCAUUCACACAACCAUGUCAAAAAUACAAAUGUCAGACUGUUUAUUCUCUGGAUUUGAGGCUGAUCUUUCCUUGCUGUCUUUUGUUUCUUCUGUUUGAGAAUCAGAACACUUCUAUACCAUUGUUGCAAAAGUAGUCACUUGUUUUUAUGUUGUAAUAGAUCACACAUAAGAGAUUGCCUUGAGUCUCACAUAACACAUGGACUGUGGUCUCAUAAUGUUGUAAUUAUUAAAUACUAUAUGGACCUUUCAAGUUGUAGGCUAUUUUACUUAGGAGGUGAAAGUAAGGUUGGGGAAAAGGGAAGAAAUGUUGUGAUUAAAGCUCUGUGGCUAAGGCUAGCAUGAGUUUGGGAACAAACUUAAAAGACAAGACCCAUACCCAUGUUAGUAUUCCAAGUACCCACAAAAUAGGUAAUUACCUCUGCAGAUUUUUCUCUGACCUCCAUGUGUGGGCUCCCACAUAUACAUACAUACAUACACCCAGACAAAAUAAACCUAAAUUAUGUUUUGGAAUUAUGCUUGUGUUUUAUGCAGACAGGGGUCAAGAAUUAAUGCUUAUAUCUUAAUUCUCAGCUACUACUUGAGUAUCAUAUCUGUCUCCAUUCCACCAUGUUCCCUAAGCAUGCUUUCUAAAAUAAUGAUAAUGUACAAAACUGUAAACAAGCUCCAAUAAAUGCUUUGUUUAUAAGAGUUA